Rodentolepis nana is the source of this 2031-nucleotide messenger RNA. The record is from the annotation of a GenBank genome assembly. Lineage: Eukaryota; Metazoa; Platyhelminthes; Cestoda; Cyclophyllidea; Hymenolepididae.
CGUCUUCUCCCCAAACUCCGCACCUCCGAUAUUCUGAUCGCUUUUGGUGACCAUGGAAUGACAGCAACUGGCGAUCAUGGAGGUGAAAGUGACGCAGAGGUCGAUGCUGCCUUUUUUGCCUACACUCCUCGUGGUUUUCCUCGCGUCCCUCAAACAGGACUCACUGCUGAGGGAUCCUUUGAGGCUCCUCUGCCUAGUGUUGAACAGAUUAAUCUUGUACCUACUCUUGCUGCUCUUACUGGCACCCCCAUUCCGUUUUCAAGCCUCGGUGUUGUACUCACUCAGCUUCUGGAAUCGGAUAUUACGCGCUCAGUGAAUGAAAAUUUCAAGCAGGUUGAUACAAACAUUCCUAAAGAAACUUGUGUUCAGGAAUUCCAGAGUAUUUUCCGUAUUCACUGGACCCGAAUGGAUGUCUGGAGAAUAGCUCUUGGCUUUACCUUUACUCUUGUUUCACUUCUCACUUUCCUGUGCCUUGACAUGGAUGACUCAAUUAACUCGGGAUUGCUUUGUCUUGGCGCUACAGCUGUGUCUAUUCUUUUGGCAUUUUUCCACCUAACUGCUUUGUCUUUUAUUCCUCUCAUUUUGCCUUUUUAUCGACUCGGUGCUAAUUGGAUUAAACGGGUACUUUGGACAGCGAAUUGGAACAGCAUGAUGGCUGCUGUAAUACUUACCAUUGUAGCACUCACGGCGUCUUCAAACAGUUUUGUGGUACAGGAAGCUAGUGUUCUCACCUAUCUACUGCAGACUAUGCUCAUCCUUACUGGAAUGUGCUUGAUUGGAGCCAUAAAAUUACGUCGCUGGAACACCUUUAUUCCUCUCAUUCUCUGCUUAUGUUUACUCUGGAUGGGUCGAUAUCUUGAAGUUUGUCGCGAGGAAUCGCCUGGUACAUCGUCUUGCGUUGCUGUUAGUGAUACUACUAAUGACUCUGCAAACUCAAGAAACAAUAGUCUAGCCUCAUUUUUACUCACCCGUCUAUCAGCUCUGUCUGGCGAUAGUCUUAGCCAAGUCGCUGGCCCACGUCUAUUGAUGGCUACUGUAGGAGUCGCAGCAGUACUCUUUGGGCAUCGUUACCUCCUGACAAGUUGGGGAAAUAACCUCCUUGGAGAAGGAGUGAUCGGCUUCCUUCUUAAUGUCACUGCCUCAAUUGGAGCAGUCUUGUUACCAUUGAUGUGGCUCUUGGAUAUUUUAUUGGCUGCUUCUCAUGGUGGCUCCGAAUCGCUGCGGCAUUUCAAAUUCCUACAUCCUCAGUAUCUUGCUAACAUUAGAAUCUAUAUCGCUAGAACAGUGUUCGCAAUUAGCGGUGUGCUGUUUGCCGUUCUCAUUUAUCGACCGCUUCUUGUGACCGCAGGAAUUACAAGUAGUGAAAAUGGAAAAGACAAUGAUGUCUACCUAUCCGGUAUAGCUACGUCCUAUACCUCCUGGAUUCUCACUACGCUGGUUAUAGCACCACUUCUUCCUCUCAUUGCUCUACUUGGAGAUUUAUAUGUGUGGCCGUGCAUUGGUCUUCUAUUCUGUCUUAUUGUGCCUCCUUUAUAUCUCUUUCAACGACCUCGCAAGUUAUCAUCGCAGAAGAAGGUGGCUAAGGAUCAACAUUUACUGCUUAAAGUGACGUUGCUUCUAGACCAGUCGACAAAAUGGGCACCAGUAAUUUACGCUUGUCUUCUCAGCGAAUUGGGAUUCUAUUGGCUGGGUCAUCAGCCGACCUUUUCUGCUAUUCCAUGGGAAGCGGCUUUCUCUAUUAUAGCAGGAGAGGAUGUGAGUUCUGCCACUGUUCUCCCUGCAAUCUUGAUUCUCUCCCAUACAUUCGCUUCGCAGAUUAUCGUUACUGCUGCGCUACCACUUCUUGUUCUACUUCCGCUACAUAUGGCAACUAAGGGUUCUGUAACUCUCUCGGAAACUUUGCUCAUGCCCAUUCACUCCGAGACUUGUUCCAACGCACUUCGAGCGUCAUUCAAUAGACUUUUCCGUCGAUAUCUAAUUGCUCAUUUCACAUUGUCUUCUCAUUCUGCGGAUUGGGUGUUGUAUGCGUGA